GCCGGCCGGGGCGCCUAACUCCCGCGCCCGCCGCGCUCGCCGCCACCCGCCCGGCUCGCCCGCACUCACCCACGCUCGCGUCCUCUCCACCAGCGGCAGCCAUGUGCCCCCGAGCCGCACGCGCCCCGGCCCUGCGGCUCCUAACGCUGGGCGCUCUGCUGUGGCCCGCCGCCGGCGCCUGGGAGCUCACCAUCCUGCACACCAACGACGUGCACAGCCGCCUGGAGCAGACGAGCGCCGAUUCGAGCAAGUGCGUCAACGCGAGCCUCUGCGUGGGCGGCGUGGCGCGACUCUCUACCAAGGUGCGCCAGAUCCGCCGGGCGGAACCCCACGUGCUGCUGCUCGACGCCGGCGACCAGUACCAGGGCACCAUCUGGUUCACCGUGUAUAAGGGCGCCGAGGUGGCGCACUUCAUGAACGCCCUGGGUUACGAUGCCAUGGCCCUGGGAAAUCAUGAAUUUGAUAAUGGUGUAGAAGGACUGAUUGAUCCACUCCUCAAAGAGGCCAAAUUUCCAAUUCUGAGUGCAAACAUUAAAGCCAAGGGGCCGCUAGCAUCUCAGAUUUCAGGACUUUAUUCGCCCUAUAAAAUUCUUCCUGUUGGUAAUGAAGUCGUGGGAAUUGUCGGAUACACUUCAAAAGAAACCCCUUUUCUCUCAAAUCCAGGAACAAAUUUAGUAUUUGAAGAUGAAAUCGCUGCACUGCAACCCGAAGUCGACAAGCUAAAAACUCUAAAUGUGAACAAAAUUAUUGCACUGGGACAUUCUGGUUUUGAAAUGGAUAAACUCAUCGCUCAGAAGGUGAAGGGCGUGGACGUGGUGGUGGGAGGACACUCCAACACGUUUCUUUACACAGGCAACCCACCUUCCAAAGAGGUGCCAGAGGGGCAGUACCCAUUCAUAGUCACCUCUGAUGACGGCCGGAAGGUUCCUGUGGUCCAGGCCUAUGCUUUUGGCAAAUACCUGGGCUACUUGAAGGUGGAGUUUGAUGAAAAAGGAAAUGUCAUCACUUCACAUGGAAAUCCCAUUCUUCUCAACAGCAGCAUUCCUGAAGAUCCAACCAUAAAAGCGGACAUCAACAACUGGAGGGUAAAAUUGGAUAAUUAUUCGACCCAGGAGCUGGGGAAAACAAUCGUCUACCUGGAUGGCACCACUCAGUCCUGCCGCUUUCGGGAAUGCAACAUGGGCAACCUGAUCUGCGAUGCUAUGAUCAACAACAACCUCAGACACCCGGAUGAGAUGUCCUGGAACCACGUGUCCAUGUGCAUUUUAAACGGAGGUGGCAUUCGGUCACCCAUUGACGAGCGGAACAAUGGCACGAUAACCUGGGAGAACCUGGCUGCCGUGUUGCCCUUUGGAGGCACCUUCGACCUGGUCCAGUUAAAAGGCUCCACCCUGAAGAAGGCCUUUGAGCACAGCGUGUACCGCUAUGGCCAGUCCACUGGGGAGUUCCUGCAGGUGGGCGGAAUUCACGUGACGUACGAUCUCUCCCGAAAUCCCGGGGACAGAGUGGUCAAAUUAGAUGUUCUUUGCACCCAGUGUCGCGUGCCCAGUUAUGAGCCCCUCAGGACGGAUGAGGUGUACAAGGUGAUCCUCCCCAGCUUCCUCGCCAGUGGUGGGGAUGGAUUCCGGAUGAUAAAAGAAGAGGCAUUAAAACAUGACUCUGGUGACCAAGAUAUCAACGUGGUUUCUGGAUACAUCUUAAAAAUGAGAGUCAUUUAUCCAGCAGUUGAAGGUCGGAUCCAAUUUUCUGCAGGAAGUCAAUGCCAUGGAAGUUUUUCUCUACUAUUUCUUUCACUUUUGGCAGUGACCAUUGCUUUAUACCAUUAGCCAAAAACUGUCCUUGCCAUUGAUGGAACUGCAUUUUUUUUUUUUUCUCAAGUGAGAUUUAAGCCUGACUUUCAGGAACUGGCUCUGCGACAGUUCAGACCAUUCUUGGCGUCUCCUAGAAGCUGAGCUUAGAGGGUCAUAAAUGAAGACACGAACAUCAUCGCUCCGGAUCGGCAACUUACGGAACACACAGGAAAAGAAAUGAAAAUGGUCCCUGUGAGGAGAAGGCCAGCCGCUCUUAGUCUACAGGUGCAAAUUUUAAUAAUAAAAUUUUAUUAAUUUUAA
Phacochoerus africanus (Common warthog) is the source of this 2111-nucleotide messenger RNA. It is a transcript of the gene NT5E, whose product is annotated as 5'-nucleotidase ecto. The record is from RefSeq and is a predicted model, not a curated record. Gene Ontology annotation, molecular function: nucleotide binding; 5'-nucleotidase activity; metal ion binding. Gene Ontology annotation, biological process: AMP catabolic process. Gene Ontology annotation, cellular component: plasma membrane. NCBI's taxonomy places the organism in Eukaryota, Metazoa, Chordata, Mammalia, Artiodactyla, Suidae. The transcript has 9 exons. The coding region runs from base 102 to 1826 and encodes 574 amino acids.